GUUAUUAUGUUUAAGCGUGCACACAAAGAGUUGGAAAAGCAAAAGAUUGAAGAAAACGAGUUUGACGCCGAGGAUAUGCAAGAAAAAUUGGACGGUGUCUUUUCUGACGAGUCUGAUCUUGAUUCCAAUACCGACGAUUCUGACGAUGAAGAAACUAGAAGAUACAAGAAGAAGGCACGUAAACAAUUAAUUGAAACAUUCAACAAGAUUGCCGAUGAAGCUGGCUCUGAUGAUGAUGAUAGCGAGGGCGACAAUGAGGAUGAAGAAGAAGAUAAUGGUAGCGAUGAAGAGGAAGAGGGAGAGGAAGGCGAAGACGAAGAAAUGGAAGAAAAACUUGUGUUUGCCUGUGAAAUUUGUCCUGAUAAACAUUUAAAGACUGAAGAACAAGUGAAUGUUCAUUUGGAGAGCAAGGCUCACCUUAGAAGAGUUAGAUUUUUAGAGAAACAAGGAAAACUUCCAGGCCAAGAGGAAUUAAGCGAAGAGGCUAAGGCUGAAUUGGAAGCCAAAAAGCAACGUGAAGAAGAAGAAAGAAAGGAAAGAAAGAAGGCCAAGAAUCAAAGACUUAAAGAAAAAGCUAAAGCUCGUCGUGAAUUGAUUAAAAAAAGAAAAUUAGAACGUGAAGAAAAGAAGAAGAAUAAGGCUGAGGCAGCUAAAGAUAAGAAAGAAGACGAAGAAAAGAAAUCUACUGACAAGAAGCCUACCGAAAAAAAGGUCACUGAAAAGAAGCCAGGUAAUAAAAAGCCAGGUAACAAGAAAGCAAACAAGAAGCAAUAAAGACAACUGUAUAUAAAGAAGCAU
This is a messenger RNA of Gilbertella persicaria, 798 nucleotides long. RefSeq lists its product as uncharacterized. The transcript has a single exon. The record is from RefSeq and is a predicted model, not a curated record. NCBI's taxonomy places the organism in Eukaryota, Fungi, Mucoromycota, Mucoromycetes, Mucorales, Choanephoraceae. The coding region runs from base 7 to 774 and encodes 255 amino acids.